Molecule: messenger RNA, 3000 nt
Organism: Chaetomium strumarium
Lineage: Eukaryota; Fungi; Ascomycota; Sordariomycetes; Sordariales; Chaetomiaceae
Product: armadillo-type protein
Exons: 3
Coding region: 99-2885 (928 amino acids)
Biological process (GO): microtubule polymerization; establishment or maintenance of microtubule cytoskeleton polarity; mitotic spindle organization
Cellular component (GO): kinetochore; spindle pole body; microtubule plus-end
Molecular function (GO): microtubule plus-end binding; microtubule plus end polymerase activity
Source: RefSeq, a predicted model, not a curated record
UGCCCGGCCGCACCGAACCCGUGAAGCGGUCAGAACAGUCCUACCUCAAGGCCCAACGACCGAACCCCUUCUCUACUAUCUUCCGACUUCGGCUCAGCAUGGCUGAUGAGGAGGACUAUAGUUCGCUACCCCUAACAGAUCGCUGGGUGCACAAGGUUUGGAAAGUGAGAAAGCAGGCAUAUGAAGAAGCGGCCCAGCAGUUCGAGAAGACACCCGACGAGUACGACCCUGCCUUCCGACCAUUCACCCAGGACCCGAGUUUAUGGAAGUCGGCGGCAGCAGAUUCGAACGUCGCCGCGCAGCAAGAAGGCCUUGCCGCUCUUUGCGCCUUUCUCAAGUUCGGCGGCCGCGACGGUGCCCUACGAGCACGGCAGCAUGCCGUGACACCUAUUGUUGAGAAAUGCCUCUCAUCUACCAGAGCAGCCACUAAGGCGUCGGCACUCGAGGCAUUGCUUCUCUUCAUUGAGGUCGACGUUCCCGGGCCUGUGAUCGAGGAAAUUCUCCCUGUGCUAUCCAACAAGCAACCGAAGGUUGUCGCCGCAGCACUGGGGAGCUUAGUGCAGAUCUACCACAACUAUGGGUGCAAGAUUGCAGACCCGAAACCGGUUCUUAAAGUUCUGCCAAAGGUGUUUGGCCACGCAGACAAGAAUGUUCGAGCCGAAGCCACCAACCUGGCUGUCGAGUUCUACCGGUGGCUGCGCGAUGCUAUGAAGCCAAUGUUCUGGAACGACCUCAAACCGACGCAGCAGAACGAUCUCGAGGCCCAGUUUGAGAAGAUCAAGGCGGAGGGGCCACCCAAGCAAGAACGUCUGCUGCGCUCGCAACAAGCCGCCAAAGAGCGUGCUCCGGCGGAUGGUGGCGGGGACGAGUACCAGGACGACGGUGGAGAAGCGGAAGAGCCAGCCGAGGUGGACGCUUUCGAUUUGGCGGAGCCCCAAGACGUCAUUAGCAAAAUCCCGAAGGACUUCUACGACAAUCUGGGAUCGUCCAAAUGGAAAGAACGGAAGGAGGCGCUCGAAGCGCUGUACGCCGUCGUCAACGUGCCCAGAAUCAAGGAGGCCGACUUUGGGGAGGUCAACCGCUGCCUGGCCAAAUGCAUGAAGGAUGCAAAUAUUGCAGUCGUUACGCAAGCGGCGCAAUGCAUCGAACUUCUCGCCAAGGGGUUGCGGAAAGGCUACUCCAAGUACCGCUCUACCGUGAUGCAGCCGAUCAUGGAAAGGUUGAAGGAGAAGAAGCAGACAGUGGCUGAUGCUUUGGGAGCGGCCUUGGAUGCUGUAUUCUUGACAACCAAUCUCACCGAGUGUCUCGAGGACAUCACAACAUUCCUCGUGCACAAGAAUCCGCAAGUGAAGGAGGGCACCAUGAAGUUCCUGGUCAGAUGCCUCCGAACGACGAGAGACGUUCCCAGCAAACAGGAGAUUGCGAGCAUGGUCGAGUCCGCCAAGAAGCUUCUUUCCGAAUCAAGCGAGGCCCUCCGUUCGGGUGGCGCCGAGAUUCUGGGAACCAUCAUGAAGAUUAUCGGUGAGCGAGCUAUGAACCCUCACCUCGAAGGUCUCGACGACAUCCGCAAGGCGAAGAUCAAGGAAUUCUAUGAGACUGCGGAAGUGAAAGCCAAGGACAAGCCAAAGCCGCCACCGCCAGCUGCCCGGGGGCCACCGGGAGGAGGCGGUCCAAAGAAGGUUAUGGGCGGCGGUGUCAGAAAGGGCCCUCCGGGCAUGAAGAAGCCCGCCGCUGCUGCACCACCUCCUCCAGAACCCCCAUCACCUCCAGCUGCGGCCCCGCCUGCAGCACGUCCCGGUCCGGGAAGCAAGCUUGGCAUGGCAAAACCAGGCCUAGGAGGUCUCAAAGCCCCUCAGAGGAGGACAUUGGCUGCUCCUGGGGCGGCCUCGCCGCGACGCCCGGCGCCUGCUCAAUCUCCCCCCCCCAUGGAAGAAGAGCCACCGAUAUCUCCGCCUCCUGCAAAGCCGGCAUCGCGUAUGGGCUUUGGUCGGGGGGGUCUUGCAGCUCGCUCUCUAGCAAAACCCGCCGCCCCAGCUAUCCCGGCGGCACCACCGUCUCCAACACCCACAUCUGGUCUCACAGCAAUCGAACGCGCCGAACUCGAGGAGCUGCGGGACGCCAACGAACGCUUACUAAAGCAGCUUGCAGACGCCCGGGACGAGCGCUCCAAGUUGAUGUCGGAGAUUCAAGAGCUCAAAAACCAGAAUGCAGGCCUUAUUGAGGAUCACACCAGAGAUGUUCUGUCCAUCAAGGCCAAAGAGACACAGCUCGUCCGGGCACGGAGUGAUGCUGAGGCCGCCGAGCAGACUAAUGACCGGUUACGCCGUGAGCUUGACCGGUUGAAGCGUGCGCUGAGUAAAGCCGAGGCGCAAAUCGCUGCCGGGAACCCCGGCAGCCCAGGCUCCCCGGGCCUCGGCUUCAGAACAAUGAGCCCAACGCACGACGACGGGGGUAUCUACCGUGACGGGUCCAACGCGGGUAGGAACCGCAUGAGCAUUGCCAGCACAUUUAGCGAGGAGAAAGAAAACGGCGAGGGCGUGCCGUACCCGCGCAGCAAGGUUAGCCCGGACCUUAGGUACGCCGGCAGCACUGCGAGCAGCGGCCGCGGGAGCCCAGCAAAGGGGCUCAGGAGAGACGCCAGUUUCGAAGAGAAGGAGCCCAGGAGUGCGGAUAGUGCGGUCAGUGGGGCGGGCUACCCACCGCCACUGUACGACAGGACAGGGAGCAGGACCGGCAGCCGCGCCGGUGGCAGAUCUGAUACGCCCACAAGCACGACCAGUGCGACGUCAGGCAUGGAGAGUUGGAAGCGAGCUGCAGAAGUCACGAGCCAGUUGAAGGCUCGUAUUGAGCAGAUGAAGGCCAAACAAGCCAGCAGACCGCAGUAGCAUGGCGGUGCCGCUAGAAGCAAGACUUCCGCUUUCGAAAAUCCACCCCGCCUCUAAGGCAUCCUCUUUAUCUCCAUCCUGUCGGGUCAUGCUUCUUUUUCCGACGGGUUUUGGU